This is a messenger RNA of Spea bombifrons (plains spadefoot toad), 1734 nucleotides long. Its product is annotated as cytochrome P450 2J4-like. Lineage: Eukaryota; Metazoa; Chordata; Amphibia; Anura; Pelobatidae. Gene Ontology annotation, molecular function: iron ion binding; oxidoreductase activity, acting on paired donors, with incorporation or reduction of molecular oxygen, reduced flavin or flavoprotein as one donor, and incorporation of one atom of oxygen; heme binding. Gene Ontology annotation, biological process: xenobiotic metabolic process; arachidonate metabolic process. The transcript has 9 exons. The coding region runs from base 89 to 1558 and encodes 489 amino acids. The record is from RefSeq and is a predicted model, not a curated record. Gene Ontology annotation, cellular component: intracellular membrane-bounded organelle; cytoplasm.
AUACUGUUUUAAAUUUCUCAAAGACUUUUAGCAGAGCAAGAAACGGUGUGAAUCAAGUGGUGUCUUCUGUCUAUUUUCAUUCAAGAACAUGUGGACCCUUCAACAGAUGUUCCUGGGCAUCCUGGUUUGCCUGUUCAUCUUCAAAUAUCUAAAAAUGAAAUGGGAAGCUAGAAGCCUACCCCCUGGACCGUCCCCACUCCCUCUUAUUGGGAACCUGUGGACCCUAAACUUCAGCCUCAAUCCAGACACUCUAAACAAGAUAGCAAAACAUUAUGGGAACAUUUUCACAAUAUGGCUAGGACCCACUCCCAUGGUGGUACUGCAUGGCUGCCAAGCAGUGAAAAACGCUCUCGUUUCUCACUCUGAAGAGGUGUCUGGACGUCCUACAGACAGCUUUCUAAGGGACUUUUCAAAUGGAAAAGGUAUAGUAUCAUCCAAUGGACACAACUGGAAACAGCAAAGACGUUUUGGAUUAAUGACAUUAAGAAACCUAGGGCUUGGAAAACGUGGGCUUGAAUCACGAAUACAGGAGGAGGCUCAAUGUCUGGUGGAUUCCAUUAGAGCCACGAAUGGUAAACCUAUUGAUGCCUCCUACAUAAUUACGUAUGCUGUUGCAAAUGUGAUUUCCGAUGUUGCCUUUGGACAUCGUUUCUCCUUUGAUGAUGUCACUUUCCAGAAAUUAGUUGCAUGCAACAAUUACUUGACUGAAGGGCUGGCCUCGAAAUGGGGACGACUCUAUGAUGCAUUUCCAUGGCUCAUGCGACAUGUUCCUGGUCCCCACCAGAAAAUCUUUGAAACUAAGGAAUAUAUCGACAAUUUUGUAAGAAACGAGAUCAGAAAUCAUCAGGAAAACGAAAAAGCAGAAGAACCCAGUGAUGUGAUUGAAUACUAUCUGGAUAAGAUAAGAAAAACAAAGGGUGAACCUGAUACUACAUUUGAUGAGGCCAACAUGAUUCAGGUGGUUGUUGAAUUGUUUAUAGCUGGGACUGAAACUACAGUCACCACCCUCCAGUGGGCACUGUUAUUCAUGUUGGUUCACCCUGAUAUACAAGUGAAUAUACAAAAGGAGUUGGAUGCUGUUCUUGAAGGGCCCGCAGUGUAUUAUGAGGACAGGAAGAAGCUUCCUUACACUAAUGCAGUGAUUCAUGAAGUUCAACGCUUUGGAAGCAUUGCGUCUGUUGGCAUUGCACGGACCAAUAUAAAUGACAUGACACUCAAUGGAUAUUCCUUGAAGAAGGAUACCAUGAUUCUGGCUAAUCUUGACUCUGUGCUGCACGAUCCUCAAUACUGGGAAAACCCAUAUGCGUUCAACCCCAAUCACUUCUUGGAUAUAGAUGGGAACUUCUCACCCAAUGAGGCUUUCUUGCCAUUCUCUGCUGGACAUCGAGUAUGUUUGGGGGAACAGCUGGCUCGAUUCGAGCUCUUUAUCUUUUUCACCAUGUUGGUAAAGUCAUUUAACUUCCAUUUGCCAGAAGGAGUGUCAGCGGUCAACACAAAUUAUAUUGCAGAUAUCACACUGAAGCCUCACCCAUACAAGAUCUGUGCUGUACCACGUUAGGUACCAAAACAAACGUUUCAACUGGAUUACAUCACAAAUUCAUCUCACAUGUUGAACCAGAGUACAUUUUGUGAUCCUGAUCUCACACAAAAAUUUGAGAAACAGUAUAGAUUGUGUAUACAAUGUAUAUCAUGAAACUGCCGCUGUCUACAAAAAUAAAAGUGUCAGUGAAAGCA